This is a messenger RNA of Trichechus manatus latirostris (Florida manatee), 10061 nucleotides long. It is a transcript of the gene LATS1, whose product is annotated as large tumor suppressor kinase 1. The record is from RefSeq and is a predicted model, not a curated record. The transcript has 8 exons. The coding region runs from base 3050 to 6451 and encodes 1133 amino acids. Gene Ontology annotation, cellular component: spindle pole. Gene Ontology annotation, molecular function: ATP binding; protein binding; protein serine/threonine kinase activity. NCBI's taxonomy places the organism in Eukaryota, Metazoa, Chordata, Mammalia, Sirenia, Trichechidae. Gene Ontology annotation, biological process: hippo signaling; peptidyl-serine phosphorylation; regulation of organ growth.
AUCCCUGCUGGCGGGGGUCCAGGGGCUGCUGCGGACGGGCGGGCUGAGCCGGCCGGGGCCGGGCCUGUCUUGGCUAGAAGCGUUAACCUGAGCCGAGCCAUGCCCGGGGGAAGCGACUGUCGGCCGCGCCCGGCACUGGAGGAAGAGCCCCAGGCUUUUCGGCCUCGGAGGUGCAGGUUAGACUGGGAAGAGUCCGCCUCACUGGUGGCCUUUUGCAUACUGUUCCCCGCCACCCCACCCCCAACACGAGAGGCAGCGGGGUCUGGGAGGGGAGGAAAGCGAAAGGUGUCUCCGAAAGAAACUAGGAGUAAAAGAGCUACCGUUCAUUGGAUCCCAGAAGCACCCGAUCUGCGUAUACAUUGAAGAAAUCUAGAAUCUCUGUUUCCAAUCCACUGUAAUGUUAAGUUACUGUUCACAGUUGGAAGUGGUGGGAGAGAUGGAGGAGUGUUUGUGAAGGAGGGGUGUGUAUAUAAAUACAGAAGAUGAAGGAAAGAAAGUAAAAGGAACAUCGCAUAUUUUCGAAAAGAACUUUUAGUGCAAAGAAUGACUCUCAGGUGACUUAAUUUAACCCCUUAUCUCUUCUCCAAUUGAAAGUCAUUAUUUAAGGGAACAAAUUUAAUGUUUAUGUACCUCAUAUCUUAAUACGACUUAAAAUAUUUAUCUUCGUCUAGAAGUUACUCAUAAAUCUAGUGAGAAGUACAGUCUCACACACACAAAAAAAAUCAUAUCACUCCAGCUUUGGAAGUGGAUUUGAGUACUUGGGAUCACGAAGCUUGCCAGGCCUUUAUGGAUUAUUUAUGAAGAUUUAAAAUUUUUAUCAUUUUUCCUGUAGAAGGAAGAAAAGGUGGGACGUUAUAAUUGGAAUGAGUAUUCUUUGCUAAGGCACCGACAUUUGUAGUUGUCUUAACCAAGGUUAUUUCUUUCCUUUAAUAAGUUAACAGACAGGUAAAAUGGGCUAGUUGAUUCCCUAAGGCAGUGGAGGAAUUUGAUUUAACUGUUAGAGAGGUAGCACUGUGUUCCUCUGAUCGGCUGCUACUACAAGAAAUUAGAUCGUGGCACAUGGUGGAGAAGGCACAUUGUUUCUGUGCCUGAAUAUUGAUAGACUAUGCCUUGCCACUCCAAAAGCAAAUAAAAAACUACUGCUGCAUUUUUUUGUGUAUGAUAGUUGGAUUUCUUUCUAUAAGUUAAGUUUUUUAUUUUUGUUUUUAAGUCUGGUCCUUGUUCUAUAUAAUAUAGUCUUGGAACAAACUGGUUACUUUAUUAUUGUGGAUGCUAUAUUUAUAUUAGUGGAGGAUUUUUGUAGAUUUCAAAAGUUAUUUAGUCACUGAACAACAUUUUUAUCAAGAAGAAAUGGCAGUCAUUUUUCAGCACGAAAAUAUAGUGAUUAUUUUUACUUUUGAUCAGACAGUUCAUUCUUAGAAAGUGAAUCGAAGAAAAUGUCAUCAGCAUUGCACAGGUUCUUGAAUGUUGCUGUCUAAACAACUAAGACUAUGAAGAUUUUUGCGACUAAGUAACAGUACGUAUUACUGUUAUUAUUCCCACAACUGAUCUAUUCAAAGCAUUGAAACAGGCCACCUUUUUUAUAAAUCUAGUUUAACCAAAGGUAGCACUUUGAAAUUUUAUUAUGUAGUGGUAUUAGUUUUUGCCGUAAGUGUUGGCAAGAUACUCAAUACUUGUUUGGAUUUACUGACAUUCGCAUUUUUGAUAAAGGUCUUGACUUUCAAAGAAAUGGAGGUUUUAAGUCUAUUCAGUGUAACCAAUUUAAGUGCCCCUUCAAAGAAUGAGUGAUUGAUGACCCCUGCCUGUUAGGGAAGCUCAAGAUGUAGAUAUAAUGGAAAGAUCCAGCUGGCUAGGUGACCUUCAGCAGGCUACUUUACCUCUCUGGAUCCAUUUCCGUAUCUGUUAAAAAAAAAAAAAAUACAGACACGUACAUGUACACGUGCAUGCCCGCUCCCACCUGCAUAUGUGUAUAUGUGUGUGUAUCUCCAAGGCACCUUAUGUUCUGUGAAUCAGUGAUCUAGCAUGAGAAGUAAGACAAGUACACAAAUAGGGCAAAAAGAUGUUUUAUUUGAACCAUACGAAGUGCGUUUAGAGUCUUGAGGAGAAGGAUAACAGCUGGGAGUUCAAUGAAAGCUUCUUGAAGAAAGCAGUGUCUCAGUGGGACCUUGAAGAUUGGGUGUAAUUUCUACAAGAAGAAAUAUGGCAAGAGCUCUCCCAAGAAUUUUUACCCGUUGCUGAGUUGAUUCCAACUCAUGGUGACCCCGUGUGUGUCAGAGUAGAACUGUGCUCCAUAGGGUUUUCAAUGGCUAAUGUUUCAGAAGUAGAUUGCCAGGACUUUCUUCCAAGGUGCCUCUGGGUGUACUCGAACCUCCAACCUUUUGGUUAGCAGCUGAUCACCAUUAACUGUUUGCUGCACCCCGGGACUCCCUCAAGAAGAAUAAACAGGUAGUUAACACGUAGCAUCAUGGGGACAUGCUGCUUUUCAAAACCCCAGUUAAUUAUCUUGAACCUCUUUAUUGUCUUUAUGAUUGAGUGUAUAAUUUUGAGCCAUAUUGAAGAAUACGGGGGUUUUAUCUUUCUUUUCUUUUUGUUUAUAUCUUAGUUUUGUUUUUACCUUAACUGGGUUACUUUUUGCUGGAAAUUAAAUAGUUUCUUCUAAAGAUGUCAAAAGUGUUUGACAGUUGUUUGAUAUCUGAGUGGUUGUCCUUCAUAAGAGUCUCUCUUACCCUUGAAAAUUCUGUGAUCUUGCCUCAGUUUGGCACUUGCUUAUGCCUGUAAUUCCAUUGCCUUUUGGGUGACAUUUUCUGAGAACACAGUGCCACAUCAUAGCAGAAUCAUUUUGAAGACAUUUUGAAUCAAGGAUCCAGAUUUAAUCAUAUGUGGUGCUAUCAAUGGAAAGAAUGCAAUCCAGGGUUAAUUAGAUUGUGAAGGAUUGUAACAUUCCUCGGGAGUGAAGGAACAUUUUCACUUUUGCUCAAGAGAAAGCUCUGAAUCUACCAAGUAGUUCUUAAAGAAACCCUUUGUGUGGGUUAUAUAUGUAGAUGUUUUCAUGAAGAGAAGUGAAAAGCCAGAAGGAUAUAGACAAAUGAGGCCUAAGACCUUUCCUGCCAGUAACUAUACUGGCAGCAGCCGGCAAAUGUUACAAGAAAUUCGGGAAUCUCUUAGGAAUUUAUCCAAGCCAUCUGAUGCUGCUAAGGCUGAGCAUAAUAUGAGUAAAAUGUCAGCAGAAGAUCCUCGACAAGUCAGAAAUCCACCUAAAUUUGGGACGUAUCAUAAAGCCUUGCAGGAAAUUCGAAACUCUCUACUACCAUUUGCAAAUGAAACAAGUUCUUCCUCCCGGAGUACUUCAGAAGUUAAUCCACAAAUGUUCCAUGAUUUGCAAGCUGCUGGAUUUGAUGAGGAUAUGGUUAUACAAGCUCUUCAGAAAACUAAUAACAGAAGCAUAGAAGCAGCAAUUGAAUUCAUUAGUAAAAUGAGUUACCAAGAUCCUCGACGGGAGCAGAUGGCUGCAGCAGCUGCCAGACCUAUUAAUGCCAGCAUGAAACCAGGGAAUGUACAACAAUCAAUUAACCGUAAACAAAGCUGGAAAGGUUCUAAAGAAUCCUUAGUUCCUCAGAGACAUGGCCCACCACUAGGAGAAAGCGUGGCAUAUCGUUCUGAAAGUCCUAACUCGCAGACAGAUGUAGGAAGACCUUUGUCGGGAUCUGGCAUAGCAGCAUUUGCUCAAGGUCACCCUAGCAAUGGACAGAGAGUGAAUCCCCUGCCACCACCUCAAGUAAGGAGUGUCACUCCUCCACCACCUCCAAGAGGCCAGACUCCCCCUCCAAGAGGUACAACUCCACCUCCCCCUUCAUGGGAAACAAACUCUCAAACAAAGCGCUAUUCUGGGAACAUGGAAUAUGUAAUGUCUCGAAUCUCUCCUUCUCCGGUUCCACCUGGGACAUGGCAGGAGGGCUUUCCUCCACCACCCCUUAACACUUCCCCAAUGAAUCCACCUAAUCAGGGACAGAGAGGCAUGAGUUCAGUUCCUGUUGGCAGACAGCCAAUCAUCAUGCAGAGUUCUAACAAAUUUAACUUUCCACCAGGGAGGCCUGGAAUUCAGAAUGGUAGUGGUCAGACUGACUUUAUGAUACACCAAACUGUUGUCCCUGCUGGUGCUGUGAAUCGACAACCACCCCCUCCAUAUCCUCUGACCCCAACUAAUGGACAGAGCCCUUCAACUUUACAAACAGGGGGAUCUGCUGCUCCUUCAUCAUAUACAAAUGGAAAUAUUCCUCAGUCUAUGAUGGUGCCAAACCGGAAUAGUCAUAAUAUGGAACUUUAUAACAUUAAUGUACCUGGACUACAAACAGCUUGGCCUCAGUCAUCUUCUGCUCCAGCCCAGUCAUCCCCAAACAGUGGACAUGAAAUCCCUACAUGGCAACCGAACAUACCAGUGAGGUCAAAUUCUUUUAAUAACCCAUUAGGAAACAGAACAAGUCACUCUACUAAUUCUCAGCCUUCAGCUACGACAGUAACUGCUAUUACACCAGCUCCUAUUCAACAGCCUGUGAAAAGCAUUCGUGUUUUAAAACCAGAGCUACAGACUGCUUUAGCACCAACGCACCCUUCUUGGAUACCACAGCCAAUUCAAACUGUUCAACCUUGUCCUUUUUCUGAGGGUACCACUUCAAAUAUGACUGUUAUGCCACCUGUUGCUGAAGCUCCAAACUAUCAAGGUCCACCACCACCUUAUCCAAAACAUCUGCUACACCAAAACCCAUCUGUUCCUCCAUAUGACUCAAUAAAUAAAUCUAGCAAAGAGGAUCAGCCUAGCUUGCCCAAGGAAGAUGAGGGUGAAAAAAGUUAUGAAAAUGUUGAUAGUGGGGAUAAAGAAAAGAAACAGAUUACAACUUCACCUAUUACAGUUAGGAAAAACAAGAAGGACGAAGAGCGAAGGGAAUCUCGUAUUCAGAGUUACUCUCCUCAGGCAUUUAAGUUCUUUAUGGAGCAACAUGUGGAAAAUGUACUCAAAUCUCACCAGCAACGUCUACAUCGUAAAAAACAAUUAGAGAAUGAAAUGAUGCGGGUUGGAUUAUCUCAAGAUGCCCAGGAUCAAAUGAGAAAGAUGCUUUGCCAAAAAGAAUCUAAUUACAUCCGUCUUAAAAGGGCUAAAAUGGACAAGUCUAUGUUUGUGAAGAUAAAAACACUAGGAAUAGGAGCCUUUGGUGAAGUUUGUCUAGCAAGAAAAGUUGAUACUAAGGCUUUGUAUGCAACGAAAACUCUUCGAAAGAAAGAUGUCCUGCUUCGAAAUCAAGUUGCUCAUGUUAAAGCUGAGAGAGAUAUCCUGGCUGAAGCAGACAACGAAUGGGUAGUUCGUCUAUAUUAUUCAUUCCAAGAUAAGGACAAUUUAUACUUUGUAAUGGACUACAUUCCUGGGGGUGAUAUGAUGAGUCUCUUAAUUAGAUUGGGCAUCUUUCCAGAAAAUCUGGCACGAUUCUACAUAGCAGAACUUACCUGUGCAGUUGAAAGUGUUCAUAAAAUGGGUUUUAUUCAUAGAGAUAUUAAACCAGAUAACAUUUUGAUUGAUCGUGAUGGUCAUAUUAAAUUGACUGACUUCGGCCUCUGCACUGGCUUCAGAUGGACACAUGAUUCUAAGUACUAUCAGAGUGGUGACCAUCCACGACAAGAUAGCAUGGAUUUCAGUAAUGAAUGGGGUGACCCCUCUAACUGUCGAUGUGGAGAUAGACUGAAGCCACUAGAGCGAAGAGCUGCACGCCAGCACCAGCGAUGUCUAGCACAUUCUUUAGUUGGGACUCCCAAUUAUAUUGCACCUGAAGUGUUGCUACGAACAGGAUAUACACAGUUGUGUGAUUGGUGGAGUGUUGGUGUAAUUCUUUUUGAAAUGUUGGUGGGACAACCUCCUUUCUUGGCACAAACACCAUUAGAAACACAAGUGAAGGUUAUCAACUGGCAAACAUCUCUUCACAUUCCACCGCAAGCUAAACUGAGUCCUGAAGCCUCUGACCUUAUUAUUAAACUUUGUCGAGGACCAGAAGACCGCUUAGGCAAGAAUGGUGCUGAUGAAAUAAAAGCUCAUUCAUUUUUUAAAACGAUUGAUUUCUCCAGUGACCUGAGACAGCAGUCUGCUUCAUACAUUCCUAAAAUCACACACCCAACAGAUACAUCAAAUUUUGAUCCAGUUGAUCCUGAUAAGUUAUGGAGUGAUGGUAAUGAGGAAGAAAAUGUAAAUGACACUCUCAAUGGAUGGUAUAAAAAUGGAAAGCACCCUGAACAUGCUUUCUAUGAAUUUACCUUUCGGAGGUUUUUUGAUGACAACGGUUACCCAUACAAUUAUCCAAAGCCUAUUGAAUAUGAAUACAUUAAUUCACAAGGUUCAGAGCAACAGUCAGAUGAAGAUGAUCAACACACAGGCUCAGAGAUCAAAAAUCCUGACCUAGUAUAUGUUUAACAUGCUAGGAAAUAAUUGAACCAUGGUUCUGUAAUGAAGAUUUGCAAAAAGGCCUCAAAUGCAGGGUUUUUUGAGGUUCUGAGAGUAAAAAUAUGCAAAUGUGAUAGAGCUGUGUAUGUGUGCUCUGUGUACAAUAUUUUAUUUUCUAAAUUAUGGGAACUCUUUAAAAUGUUAAUUUAUUCCCACCUUUUUAAUCAGUAAUUUAGAAAAAAAUUGUUAUAAGGAAAGUAAAUUAUGAACUCAAUAUUGUAGUCAGUUCUUGGUACUUAAAGUACUUAAAAAAAUAGUGCUUUGUUUAAAAAGGAAAAGCCUGGUAUCUAUUUGUACAUAUGCUAAAUAAUUUUUUAAGAAUUUUUGAAAAUUUUUUGAAAGACAGUUCGUUUCAUCUUGCUUUAACCAAAUACGAAAUAUCCCCUAUAUUUACAGAGUUCUUUUUUUUUGUUUGUUUUUUGUUCCCCCCCCCAUAACUUUGUUUUUGAUUCAAAAUAAGCUAGAGAAAUUAAGCCAUCAUGUUGGUGAGUGUUCCUGGGCUAAUCAUAAUCUGUAUAAUUCACAACCUAGAACUGGGAAAUACAGGUUUGAGACAACAUUAAUGUGUUCAUCAGAAGGAAAAAGAAUGCAGCUUAUCUUUUUUCCCCUCUAUGUAAUAUGUAAUCUUCUAGCAUUUAUUUCUCAAGAAUUACUGGCUUUAAAAGAAGCGAAAGCGCUACCAGUUUUCUUUCCAUAUUGAUAUUUUUAAUACUGCCUCCAUUUUAAAAGGAAACAAAGCUGCUGUAAAUCAAAAUUUUAGACUAUUAAAAGCUAAGUUCUUUCAUGUUUUUAUUUCAAGAUUUAAAAACAUAUUUUCAGCCAUCCUAAGAGAUGAUUCUGUUUCACAUGAAACUCUGAUUAGUAAUUAUUUGUGGGUACUCACUAGAAAAGUACUUCUGUAUAGUGCUGCUUUUGAUUAUGUCAUCAGUAAUGUUACAGGUUUCCUCUUUUAGACUGAUUGGCAAAGAAAAAUCUGGCUAUUUGGCAGUAUUUUAACUAAGGGCAGAUUAACUGGUGAAGAAAAUAAUUAAUAAUUAACUCUUAAUUGAGAUGGCCAUUAGCAGUUAGGAAAAGUUUUAGUGGUCUUAGUAGAAAAUGCAAAUCUCCUAACUUAUUUAAGGUUAAAUAAUAUGUUUUUCAGCAUGCCUAUUAUAUAUGCUUGGGUUUUAAGGGACUUGUGGUUUCAUACCAAAAUACAUUUAGCUUGUCUUUUAGGAAGGGGAAAAAGGGCUCUGUUCUUGACAUUAGUAAAAUCUAUAUUUUGUUUCCUUUUCUUAUGCUCCACUUAUAAGGAAUUGUUUUAUUAAAACAAAAUUUGUGGAUAAGAGGCAUAAUUCUAGUGAUUUUCAAACCCUUAGCUUUCUUCAUUUAAAAGCUAAUGGAAACCAUAUAUGUGAGUAAAAUUAAAGGCAAAGUUGUUGCAGUUUAAUUGGGGAGAGGGCAAAAUACAUUUAUUUAGCUUACACUUCCCACCUUUCUCCAGGUGGCAUUCUCAGAGCCCAGCUUGAAAAUCACUGCCAUGUAAUAGUGUGUCUUCUGAGGUCACUGGUCCUUUUGAAAAUCAGAUAAAAGCUGUGGACUCUCUUCCCAGAAAAAUACAUAUCAACGUACACAUUAACAUUGCAUACAGUUUCAGGGGAUUUUGGACACGUUGAAACCUAGACUGUAGGUGAGGGACUCCUGUCCUAUAAUAAAAUUGACUUAUUAAACUAAGAACUUGGCUUUUAAUUUAUUCAGUAUUCAAAUUAGCACCUUUGUAUAAAUACUAAUUUGUGAUGGAAAAAGUCUGUGUAGCAUGUGAUAAGAUGUCCCUAUGAAUGCCUCUCUCUUGCAGGUACAGCACUAAGAUGUUUUUAAACACACCAUUUUCAGGGCACUGAAAUAUGUAUUUAGCUUGUUACAGAUUUGUUACAGUAUUUCUACAGGAGUUCUAAUCAGAGAAUUCUAAAAAUGCACUGUAGUGAUAUGGCAGUCUUAACUUCAUGGCACAUUUGAUCAGUCCCAUAAAAUCCUAUGUAAAACAAACUAGUUAGCUCAAGAAUUUUGAGACAGUACUCACAUUUUAAAGAUCUUACUUUUGCUUAAGAUUUUUUUCAGUGAGAUGUACUUAAAUUUCCAUUUAGUUUCACUUCUGGGCUAUGGAGCAACGACACUACUAAACCAACUUUGUUCCACUUGCAUUGUAGGAAAACUGAGAUGCUGUCUGCCUCUUCCUGCCCCUAUUCCCCUCAUCUGUAUGCCCUUAUUCCUCAAAUAUAAUGGACACUACAAAUUUUAUACUUUUAAAAUUUCCUCUGACAGUAUAAGCUUUUUGUGUUUAUCUGAAGCAGUAUACAAGCCUUUGGUAUCUGCAGUUUAAUAGUUUAGCUAUACUUACUUUAAGCUAUCUUAUUCCCAAAUUAUAUCCAGUUCUUCUAUUACAAAAUUUGGUGCUUCCUGACAAAAAAAUAAGAACUACAACAUCAAAAAUAUAUAUGCUCUCAACUGAAAUAGUGAAAACAUUGGUUAUACAUGUUUUCUUUUUAAAAUAAUUUUCCCACUCCUUAGAAAAUGUACUGUCUUUCUUAUACUUAACCCUUUUUUAUGCAUAUCAAUAGUAUUUAUAAAAUGUGCUCUAUAAUUAUGUAAUUGUAGAUACUAUUAUGUAUUGUCCAGUGGUAUCCUAAGGCAGGCCCUAUUGCUGUAUCUUUUCUACCUUUUUCUUUGUAAUAGAAACUCUAGAAUGUAUGACUAAGAAGUCACUUUGAGAUUGACUUUUUUAAAAAGUUAUUACCUUCUGCUGUUGCAAAGUGCAAAACUGUGAGUGGAAAUGUUUUAUUCUGACUUAAUAAUAUGUUAGAAAUUAGAGAAUGCAGUGGGAGGACUUUUAGACAUUGCUGCUGUUGUUACCCACGGUACCUUUAGAAAAAAAAAAUUAAUAAAAACAAGAAACCAUUUGGUAUUUAAAGUGAAAUAUUUAGCCUGUUUGCUUUCACCUGAAGCAAAAAGUAAUUUGGGUCAACAUAUUGGUAUAUUUGUAAAGCGCCUUAAUGUCUCUCUUUGUGGAAGGCAGUAUACCAGUUUACUUUUAUAUUGUAUAUAUAAGUAUUUUGUAUUAAAAUUGAAUCAAUGAUCACACUACAGUUUUAUAAAAUAACGCUUUGUUAGGAAAAGGAAUUACAGCUUUGCAUUAUAACUAAAUUGUUUUGCAUACUUAUGAAUGAAGUAGGUAUCAGUAAUCAGCCUGUGUUUUUAAUGAAUCUAUUUGUAUUUUCCAAAUCAUUUUCUCUAGUGUAACAUUUGCUGGGAUAAUAAAAAAGAAAAAUUCAAAUCUUUCAAUUGUGGGUAGAAAGCUUACUUUUAAGUUACUUAAGUGUGUUGGUAUUUUAAAUUCUAAAAAUGUGUUUCUUUUAAUCCCUUUAUUCUCAGAUAAAAUUUGAUAAAAAAUUUGAUGCUUUUGAAUUACAAUAUAUAUAACUAAUGAUAAUCACUAGUUUAAAAAAAUAUAUAUAUGGCCCGUCUGAUCAAUUCUGACUCAUAGCAACCCUAUAGGACAGAGUAGAACUGCCCCGUAGGGUUUCCAAGGCUGUAAUCUUUAUGG